Messenger RNA from Haemonchus placei, 1095 nucleotides. The record is from the annotation of a GenBank genome assembly. NCBI's taxonomy places the organism in Eukaryota, Metazoa, Nematoda, Chromadorea, Rhabditida, Trichostrongylidae.
AUGACGGACGAUGCCAUCCUUGUAGGUCUUUCCAAAGCCAUUGUCGCGGAUUUCUUCACAGAGAAAGUCAAGUUCGCUCAUUUGAGAAGUCUGAAGGGAAUCGAAAUAUUGGCAAUUUAUUGUUGCACUGUCUUAUUCAAAACCGUGAAGCAUGAGUAUCAUAAUAGAUCGAUGUCGAUGUCUGAAGCGGAAUUUUUCGAAUUGAUUAAUAUGACCUACGGUGAAAAGAGAAUCCUGUUGUACGUAUUUAGACUGGCCGAACUCACACUGGGAACACAUACGACUGUUCUAUUAGAAACACCUGAAGAAUUUUCGCAAGACCACAUUGAUACAGUCAAAUGGAAAAUCGACAAAACAUAUAUUGCUGCGAAUUCGUACAUGCAAGCUAUGAUUGGACGUGCCCUGCAUUCGGACUCUGUCCAGAUGUUUGUAGGGAACUUAGUGCAUGUAUUGCUUUCUCAUUUACUUGAGCGAGGAAGUCUGAUGGAUAUUACCGUUGUUGAAUAUGAUGAACAAAUGUUUUCUAUGGCUAAGAAAUGGUUCGGACUGGAAUUGAGUGAACGUCAUCAGGUGAAAGUAGAUGACGGAAUGAAGUUCGUAGCGAAGGAAGCAGAACGAGGUUCAACUUAUGACAUAAUCUUUCUGGAUGCAUGCAGUGGUGGGAUUCUUUACACGGACACUCUUUGCCCUGUCAGUGGCUUCCUUGAUAAGAGGAUUUUGGAAGAUAUUGCUCGGCUUGUCGGACCUCAUGGGAUACUGAUUAUCAAUGCGUUAUCGAUGAAGCUGCGAGGGGAUGAAUUGGAAAAAUUCUUGAUGUCAAAGUUACUGGAAAUAUUCGAGUUCUGCACUACACAACGCCCGUCAGCAAGUGCGAAUCAGGUGCUCUGUUGGGUAAUUGGAAUGACGGUCGACUGUGGUGGAGUAUUAAAGCGAAUAGGGCCGGAACUAGACAUUAAUCUGAACCACCCUUCAUAUUGGGCUCAGGGUGUCAUUCUAACUGGUUUUCGUUUCAAGCCUCGCGGAAUCCAGCCAGAAACCCUACCGGUCGAACGGUCAUCACAAAUUCGCAACAUGUCCGGUCCACCCGAUAAUUGA